This is a messenger RNA of Brassica napus (rape), 3111 nucleotides long. RefSeq lists its product as uncharacterized. Lineage: Eukaryota; Viridiplantae; Streptophyta; Magnoliopsida; Brassicales; Brassicaceae. The record is from RefSeq and is a predicted model, not a curated record. Gene Ontology annotation, molecular function: nucleic acid binding. The transcript is spliced from 5 exons. The annotation marks the transcript as partial. Gene Ontology annotation, biological process: DNA integration.
GCCUACAGGAGAAUGCCCUUCGGAUUGUGCAAUGCUCCUGCCACUUUCCAGAGAUGCAUGAUGUCGAUCUUUACUGAUCUUAUUGAGGACAUUAUGGAGGUUUUUAUGGACGAUUUCUCAGUCUACGGUUCUUCAUUUAGCGACUGCCUUGCUAAUCUGUGCAAGGUGCUGGAAAGAUGUGAGGAGAAGAACUUGGUGUUAAAUUGGGAGAAGUGUCAUUUCAUGGUGAAAGAUGGCAUUGUUUUGGGUUUCUACAGGAGGUUUAUCAAAGACUUCUCUAUGAUAGCGAGGCCACUCACCCGUCUGCUGUGCAAAGAAGCGAAGUUUGUUUUUGAUGCUGACUGCCUCGCUGCGUUUCAGAUUCUCAAGAAGUCUCUAGUCAGUGCUCCCAUUGUGCAGCCACCAGAUUGGGACUUGCCAUUUGAAAUAAUGUGUGACGCAAGUGAUUACGCGAUUGGAGCUGUUUUGGGGCAGAGAAAAGACAAGAAACUCCAUGUGAUCUAUUAUGCCAGCCGAACGCUUGAUGAUGCUCAAAUCAAGUAUGCUACCACUGAGAAGGAGUUGCUGGCAGUAGUUUAUGCUUUCGAGAAGUUCAGGUCCUAUUUGGUGGGCUCGAAAGUAAUUGUGCACACAGAUCAUGCAGCCUUGAAGUACCUGAUGACGAAAAAAGAUGCUAAACCGAGACUCUUAAGGUGGAUCUUACUGCUACAGGAGUUUGAUAUUGAGAUCAGAGACAAGAGAGGAGCAGAAAAUGGAGUGGCAGAUCAUCUUUCCCGAAUGAGAGUGGAAGCUGAAACACCACUGGAUGAUACAUUACCCGAGGAGAAUGUCUAUGUGAUCACCUUGCUGGAGGAUGAGUAUUUGGAUCAGGCUGAUUGCUGUGCCAUGAGACAAAUUCAGGAUGAUCUCCCAUGGUUUGCAGACUUUGCAAACUACCUAUGUGCUGGAAUUGAACCACCGAACCUGAAGGGAUAUGAGAGGAAGAAGGUAUGGGGAAUUGAUUUUAUGGGCCCUUUCCCAUCUUCUUAUGGAAAUGAGUACAUCUUGGUUGCGGUUGAUUAUGUCUCCAAGUGGGUGGAAGCAGUAGCCAGCAAGACAAAUGACUCUAGUGUUGUCAAGAAAAUGUUCAAGACAGUCAUUUUUCCAAGAUUCGGGAUCCCGAGAGUGGUUAUUAGUGAUGGAGGCUCUCACUUCAUCAACAAGACGUUCGAUAAACUGCUGAAGAAACAUGGAGUAAAGCAUAAGGUAGCUACACCUUAUCAUCCUCAGACAAGUGGGCAGGUUGAAAUAUCGAACCGAGAAAUCAAGGGGAUUUUGGAGAAGGCUGUAGGCAAAACAAGGAAAGACUGGGCUGUGAAGCUUGAUGACGCCUUAUGGGCGUAUAGAACCGCCUACAAGACUCCCUUGGGCACCACUCCUUUUAAUCUGGUCUAUGGAAAGUCUUGUCACCUACCUGUGGAAUUGGAGUACAGUGGUUUUUGGGCAACGAAGUUGAUGAACUUCGACAUUAAAACCGCUGCAGAAAGGAGGAUGGUUCAGUUGAACGAGCUGGACGAGAUUCGGUUGAACGCCUAUGAGAACACCAAAAUCUACAAGGAAAGAACUAAGGCAUGGCAUGACAGAAAGAUAAUCCCGAGAGACUUCGCUGCUGGAGACAAAGUCCUUCUGUUCAACAUAAUGCCUAAGAGACAGAAGAAGCAGGGUGAGCGUGGGGGUUCCUCGGUACAGACUGGUAGGCUCAGCACAAAGGGCAAGUUCCGAAAGACGGAUAGGUCUCAUCCUGCGAAUCGAGAGAUAACCCAGCAGUGGGAUAUACAUGAUGAUGAUUUCUAUGAGCAGAUGAGGGGAGUGGAAAUAUGUCCGUCGCGCUUCGCUCACAGAGACACUACAGAUGCAUUGGGGAUAACCGAGGAUAUUGAAGCCUUGUUCGAGAAGAUUGGCCUGGGAUACAUCUUCGAUCUCCACUGUGAUUGCUAUGCUGACUUGACCAGGCAGUUCCUCGCUUCAGCCCGCCUCUACCAUCCUGACGAGGACAACCCAGUUGCUGAUAAGGCGAUGUUCUCCUUCAUUGUGAACAGGCAGUUCCACUCCAUGACCAUCUUUCAGCUGUGCGACGUCUUUGGGUUCGGGAAAGGACGUCAAUCUUGUGUUCCUGACUUCCCGGAACACAAUGAUUUCUGGACAUUCAUCGCUUCAGGAAACUUCAUCUCUCGAGAGGCCAAGCAAGUCUACGGGAAGACAGAACCCGCUGCAGUGACAAAAGAUGAGCUAGCUCUUCUGUUCAUCGGGGCUGGACACCUAUGGCCUCAAGGCGCAGACAUUACCUAUGUUAGCGGAAAGGACAUAAACAUAGGAGCUGUGAUAGCGGAGAAGCUUGCGUACUCUAAAGUUUCAGAUACGAAGAGAUGUGGGUUUGGAGCGGUUAUCACACAGAUCUUAAGGCAUUGUGGAGUGUUUCUUCCACCUGUUGACAGAGUGGUGGAUAAGAAGGGGAUGUAUCAGAACUUUUUCGACAUGAGAGCACUCAUUAGCAGCCACUACCUCACCGGCCCUUGGCGAGGAAGCAUCGACAAGUCCGCCCCUCAUAUCUACCAGUUCCAGAACCAACAAGGGAGAGAGCAAUUUGUCAAGCUACCCGAUACCGCCAUCACCGAGCUGACUGAUCCAGGUGCUAUCAUAUUUCUACCACCGCCUGCAUCUCUCUGCACCAGACCCGCGACACUGAAGAAGAAAGGAGUCGCAUCAUCAUCGACACACCAGCAGACACCACAUGAUGAUAUAGAGGAGGAACCUGAAGAUGAGGAAAGUCUUUUCCCCACGGAUUUCACUCCGUAUAUGCUGCCACCAGCACCUCCCGCUACUGCAUCCGCUGCUGAGAUCAACGCUUGGUCGAUCAAGAGCCAUCAAACCAACAACUCCAUACUGCUGAAGAUGUGGAAGGGAAUCUGCAACAUUAAGAAGGGAUGCGCAUCACAGCCAGCUGUUUCUGGAGAUAGCGAUGACGACUCAGGCGCUCACGACACCGCUGCUGGACCUGAGGCAGCGGAGGACUCUGAUGAUGAUGGAGCCUUGGAGAGGCGCUCCAAGAGGCGUACUGACCGCAACGCCUGA